Messenger RNA from Daucus carota subsp. sativus, 1284 nucleotides. RefSeq lists its product as uncharacterized. The transcript has 2 exons. Lineage: Eukaryota; Viridiplantae; Streptophyta; Magnoliopsida; Apiales; Apiaceae. The record is from RefSeq and is a predicted model, not a curated record. Gene Ontology annotation, molecular function: zinc ion binding. The coding region runs from base 1 to 1284 and encodes 427 amino acids.
AUGGAAGCUCUUCAGUCCUUCAAUGUGGGCACGAAGGUGGAUUGGUGCUUCAGGGAGGAUGAUGCAGAGCAACUAGAGGAAGUGACAUUUAUGAGAUUGUUCUGGGCUUUUAAGCCCUACAUUGAUGGCUUUGAGUAUUGCAGACCCGUCAUACUGAUAGACGGGACUCAUUUGUAUGGACCAUAUCCGGGUGUUCUUCUGAGUGCAACAGCUGUAGAUGGGUUUAGUCACAUUCUACCAUUGGCGUUUGCUAUAGUGGAGUCGGAGAAAAACUCUAGCUGGGAUUGGUUCAUGGAUAGGUUGAGGAGGUUGGUGGUUGGUCGGAGGCACGGGAUAUGUGUCAUUUCUGAUAAACAUUUAGGGAUCAUGGCAGCUAUGCAGAAGUCGGGAUGGUGUGAGCCACUUGAUCAUCAUCGGUACUGUGUGAGACAUUUUGCCACAAACUUUGCCACCAAAUUCAAGAAAGCUGGAUUGAAGGAUAGAUUGGUUGAGUUGGCAUAUCAAGUCCAGCCUAAGAAAUUUAAACUACUAUGGGGGGAGUUGUUGGCACUAGAGCCCCGAGCAGUUACAUGGUUUGAGGACAAACCAGUAAGGAACUGGUCACUGGCACAUGACCACGAGCAUCAUCGUUUUGGCAUCAUGACUACCAACCACGCUGAGAGUUGGAACAAAGCAAUUGUCGACGCUCGGAGGCUCCCGCUUACUUCAUUGGUGCGAGUACUAUUCCAUAAGACGGUUGAGUACUUUGAUCAACGUCGUCUUGAGAUUGCAUCACAAGUAUCGAAAGGUCAGAUUUUCACCAAAUAUGCAUCCAAUUUCUUGAACCGUGCUGUAAGACAUUCCACGGGACAUAGUGUGAAGAUAUUUGAUCGGGGGACUUGGUUAUUCCAAGUAGUUACAAGGAGAGAUGAGUUGAAAGGAGGAAACACACACACGGUUCGUCUUAUGGAGUCUAGUUGUACGUGUGGAAAAUUGCAAACUUAUAGAAUCUCUUGUUCCCAUGUAAUUGCUUGUUGUUCACAUGUGAAGAUGAACUUCCAUUCGUUUGUUGGAGAUUGGUAUGUAGAGAACCAGUCGAAGAUUUAUAAUGGUAUCUUUGAGCCAAUUCCAAACAAGGGUGAUCCUCGAUAUCCUACAGAGCUUGCUUUCCCGAGAGUUGUGCAUGACCCUGAUAUUGGAGAAGAAGAAGGGGCGAAGAAAAACAACGAGAUACGGGAACGAGAUGGAUUUCCAGAGCCCGGGAAAGCAUGGAGGGACUUCAUCGAGAGACAGUUGAUUCUGUAG